Messenger RNA from Melitaea cinxia (Glanville fritillary), 2469 nucleotides. Its product is annotated as alanine--glyoxylate aminotransferase 2, mitochondrial. Gene Ontology annotation, biological process: glyoxylate catabolic process; alanyl-tRNA aminoacylation. Gene Ontology annotation, cellular component: mitochondrion. The transcript is spliced from 15 exons. The coding region runs from base 16 to 2442 and encodes 808 amino acids. Lineage: Eukaryota; Metazoa; Arthropoda; Insecta; Lepidoptera; Nymphalidae. Gene Ontology annotation, molecular function: L-alanine:glyoxylate transaminase activity; alanine-tRNA ligase activity; pyridoxal phosphate binding. The record is from RefSeq and is a predicted model, not a curated record.
AACAUUCCACCAGCUAUGUCUAACAUUUACAAGAAGCCGCUGGUGAUCCAUCAGGGGCACAUGCAAUGGCUGUUCGACCACGAUGGAAGACGGUACCUCGACCUCUUUGGAGGCAUUGUAACCGUGUCUGUUGGCCAUUGUCAUCCGAAAGUGACAGCAGCGCUACAUGAACAGAUAGACACUCUGUGGCAUACAACGAAUAUUUACCGUCACCCAAAAAUCUACGAGUACGUUGAAAAACUAACUACAAAAUUUCCGGGAGAUCUUAAGGUAGUAUAUCUAGUGAACAGCGGCACUGAAGCCAAUGACCUAGCGACGAUCCUUGCGAAGGCCUACACGGGCAACAAUGACAUCAUAUCGCUGCAGAAAUGCUACCACGGCUAUUCGAGUAGCAUUAUGGGUUUAACUGCACAUCAGUCAUUUCGGAUGCCACUUCCGGUACCCAGUGGUGUACAUCACGCAAUGCUGCCAGAUCCCUUCAGAGGUAUAUGGGGUGGCUGCAGGGACUCAAUUUCGCAAGUGCCAAAUUCUUGCAAUUGUCCUGGUGACUGCGUCUCUUCUGAUAAAUAUGUCCAUCAGCUUUCUGAGCUUCUAGAUAAUUCGAUACCAGCAGGCCGACUAGCGGCAUUCUUCGCGGAGUCUAUCCAGGGAGUGAACGGCACAGUACAAUUUCCAAAGGGCUACAUAAAGAAAGCUUACGAAUUGAUAAAGAAGCACGGAGGACUUUAUGUUGCUGAUGAGGUACAAACUGGUUUUGGUCGAACAGGCGACGCAUUUUGGGGCUUCCAGAACCACGGAGUUCAACCUGAUAUCGUCACUUUAGCGAAAGGAAUAGGGAACGGUUUCCCGCUCGCGGCUGUUGUGACAACUAAGGAAAUAGCUGCCGCUCACAAUAAAUCUUAUUUCAAUACAUUCGGAGGAAACCCAAUGGCUGCGGCCGUUGGAAAAGCCGUUUUAGAAGUGAUUGAAGAAGAAGAACUUCAAAAGAAUUGCAAAGAAAUGGGAACGUAUUUACUUGAAAAGUUGAUGGACUUACAAAAGAUUCACCCCGUGAUAGGUGACGUUCGGGGGAAAGGGUUGAUGGUGGGUAUAGAGUUAGUUGAGCCUGGAACUAAGCAGCCACUGAAUAUGGAGGAUUCUGGUACUAUACGAGAAAUGAUUAAAGAUCUUGGUGUUCUCGUCGGUUAUGGUGGAAGAUGGAGUAAUGUGUUGAGAAUAAAACCUCCGAUGUGUAUCAACAAGAAUGACUUUACAUCCAAAGUCAUCAAAUGUGAAGAAACAAAAGAACCCAUAGUUGAAUAUGGGAAGGUGUCUAAAUUUGAAGGAUAUCAAAUAAUAUUGGAGAAUACAAUACUCUUUCCGGCCGGUGGAGGACAGCCCCAUGACGUUGGCUGGUUGAACGACAAGGAAGUAUUGCAAGUUCUCCGUAAAGGAGAUCAAGCCCUACACUUCACCAAAGAACCAAUAGAAGCUGGUAGUGAUGUGGUUCAGAAGAUUGAUUGGGCGAGGAGGUUUGAUCACAUGCAGCAACACUCAGGCCAACACCUCUUAUCUGCAAUAUUGGAGAAAGAUCACAAACUACCCACGACAAGUUGGUGGCUCGGAGCCGAGGAAUCAUUCGUUGAAAUUGACUCAACAGUUAUCAGUGAUGAUGUUCUACUAAUUGUUGAAGAAACUUGUAACAAACUGAUACAGUCGGCUAUACCGGUUACAGUAAAGUUCUUGAAAGCCAACGACCCGGAUUUGAAUGAGGCUCAUACAAGGGGUCUACCUAAGGACUGUAUGGAUACAAUCCGCGUGAUAUGCAUUGGUGAUGUUGAUGAGAAUAUGUGUUGUGGCACACAUGUGUCCAAUUUAAGUCAACUGCAAAUGAUUAAAUUAUUAGGUGUCGAACCAGGGAAGAAAGGAAAAACAAAUCUUAGGUUUUUAGUUGGAAACCGAGUCACAAAAACGUUUCAAAAAAUGUUGGAUAGAGAGAAGGCACUUACAGGUCUUUUGAAAAAUGAACCAUCAAAACACGAAGAAUUGGUGUCUAAACUUCAGAAAAACUUAAAAGUUUCGAGUAAGAAUUUACAGAACGUUCUGUCUGAAUUAGCUCAAUAUGAGGUCAAUAAAAUAAAAAACACACAACCGAAACCGAAAUUCGUGUUCCUUUUCAAGAAAGAGGCCAAUCCGGAUUUCAAUAGAGCUAUAUGUAGGGGUUUAGAAAACGAGGGUAUGUUUGUUUUUGUCGCUUCUGAAGAUCCCGAUAAGCCGAAAGAAGGGCAAAUUAUAAUACAAAGCGAAGAAAGUGAUUUUAAAGCUUUAGGACAGCAAAUAACGGACAUAUUAAAAGGUAAAGGUGCAUUCAAAAAUGGUAAAUUCCAAGGGAAAGUCAGUGACUUGGGUGGUAUAAAUAAAUGCAAGAAAUUGGUAGAAGAUUACUUUAAUAAUGUUGUAUGAUAUAAAUAAUUAUACUAACAUACUAAA